This is a messenger RNA of Torulaspora globosa, 1233 nucleotides long. It is a transcript of the gene MRM1, whose product is annotated as Mrm1p. The coding region runs from base 1 to 1233 and encodes 410 amino acids. The record is from RefSeq and is a predicted model, not a curated record. NCBI's taxonomy places the organism in Eukaryota, Fungi, Ascomycota, Saccharomycetes, Saccharomycetales, Saccharomycetaceae. The transcript has a single exon. Gene Ontology annotation, biological process: rRNA methylation. Gene Ontology annotation, cellular component: mitochondrion. Gene Ontology annotation, molecular function: RNA binding; RNA methyltransferase activity.
AUGUUGAUUGGUUCUCCGGUGAAUUUGCUGGUUUUGAAACGUGGCUUUGCAAUUCGUCACGCUGUCAGAGGUGGACCGACUGCUACUGGGCGUUAUACUAAGUUAGAGAAGAACAUACCGCAGAUCCGCAGGAAGAAGGCAUGGGAAAAGGCUGGACAGGAUAAGGAAUCGUGGUUCAAGAGGAAGUAUGCCCAUAUCCACGCGAGAGCCAAAAAUGAGGGCGUGAAAGAUCCAUUUGGAAAGAAAAAGGCUCACACUGAUAGACUAGCGAUGAUUGAAAAACGGAGUCAAGCCCAAAGGCAAGAUCAUGAGGGGAAAUUUGAGAAAAGGAGCGCAAUACAGGGCCUCAAAGUGAAUCCUUUGAUGGAAUAUGUGUAUGGGACUAACGGUGUGCUGGCCGCUUUGCAGGCCGACAAAAGAGAAUAUUAUACUAGAGUGCUGUACCAUGGGGCGCUACCGACGAGCAUCGCUAAACUGGCGGAGGCGAAGGACGUCAAGAUCGAGGAAAGCGAUAAGCAUCGGCUCAAUUUGCUCACGAAUUAUGCCGUUCACAAUAACGUCGUGCUGGAGACAAAACCGCUGCAACCGGACGAGGUCUCUCACCUGCAGCUGUGCAACCCAGAGACUGGGACGUUCCAGUACACCGAGAUGCAGUUAGAAAAUGACUACGUUUCGCGAGAGCUGCGGUAUCUGGUCAAUGAAGACAAGAAAUUCCCACUUGGCCUUUAUCUGGACGAAGUGGUCGAUCCGCAUAACAUUGGCGCCGUGAUCAGAAGCGCAUAUUUCCUGGGCGCUGAUUUUAUCGUCAUGUCGAGAAGAAAUUGUGCGCCUUUGUCACCAGUGGUAUCGAAGACCAGCAGUGGCGCGGUUGAAUUGAUACCGAUAUUUUACGCUGACAAGCCACUAACGUUUUUUAACAAGUCUCAGGAGGAAGGCGGCUGGGCUUUUGUCACCAGUUGUCUCGCCAAGUCCGAUUCCAGGAGCAAUAAGUAUACGAGGGGCAAAACACUGGAAAUGGGCGAUUUGCGUGGGAUGUGCAAGGAGCUGCCCGUCAUGCUAGUUAUCGGCAACGAGGGAAGUGGUGUACGAACGAAUAUCAAGAUGAGGAGCGAUUUCUUCGUGGAAAUUCCAUUUGGGAGGGCAGACGUGCCUGGUGUUGAGACACCGGUAGAUUCAUUGAACGUGAGUGUGGCUACAGCUCUUCUUCUAAAUACUCUGUUGAAAAGCCCGUAG